Messenger RNA from Aedes albopictus (Asian tiger mosquito), 2550 nucleotides. It is a transcript of the gene HPS1, whose product is annotated as BLOC-3 complex member HPS1. Lineage: Eukaryota; Metazoa; Arthropoda; Insecta; Diptera; Culicidae. Gene Ontology annotation, biological process: vesicle-mediated transport. Bases 360 to 2237 code for a protein of 625 amino acids. Gene Ontology annotation, cellular component: BLOC-3 complex. The record is from RefSeq and is a predicted model, not a curated record. The transcript has 8 exons. Gene Ontology annotation, molecular function: guanyl-nucleotide exchange factor activity.
CUAAAGGACGCCUCGUUGGUAUGCGUUCCCCCGGGUUCCGUGUUUACGAAUAUGCGCAAGAAAGCAGAAGGAAGGCUGUGUACAGAAAGCAACAAAUUUGCUUUGACCGUGCCGUACUAUCAGCAUUGCCGUCCGCCGUAUAGAGGGUAGGGGUGCAUGUCCCUUCAGUAGAGCAGUUGUCAAGAUCGGUUGUGGUGUCCUUGUUUCCGUGACGGGUGGCGACAGACAGAGUUUAGUUAGAUGGUGGUUAAGCGCAAACGUGAACAUUCGCUGUAGGGAGUAGGACUUGUUUGCGGUUGAAGAAAAUUUCGUGAAAAUUUAUUGCAUUGCCUAGAGUUUCAUAAUUCGAGUUGCCAAACAUGGAGGGUGUACUAUUAUUCGAUCAGAAUAAUGAUUUGAUUUAUCAGAAUUUUAACGAUGCAAUGCGUGCCAAAAUGACCAGACAUGCCAUCGAUCUCGGUUUGAUGGAGGACGUAAAGAGGGAUCCCCGAAAGGAUUUGGACAAUAAUGUGCUGAUUCAGAUAUUCAGUCCUCUGGUGGCCUCCCAGCGUAUCAUGAUGUGCCAAUUUGAUAAUGCGUACACUUCGGUGCAGAUGGAGAACAACUUGAAUUUAGUCUUCGAUGAGUUUUUGGGCUAUUUGUUCUUACAAAUAAGUACUAAGGAAGUAGAUCAAGUCAGACGGGAGCUUGGAGUUUGCAUUUGUCUCUUGAAACAUAUUUGUGGGCCAAAUAUCUACAUAAUCAAGAACGACACCAGGAAAUCGGAGCUCCUUACUAGCUUGAUUAGUACUUAUCGUCAAAUGUACCAGGGUAACCAAGGGAUCUUAGUGGAAGCCAUCGAACAGCUGCUGGUCAACGCAGACGUCAAAAAUACCGUGGUAUCGUCUCUACAGGCAGCUACAGAUAAACUUAAGCAGGAUCCACACUCUCAGCGAAGCCAUUCCAUCAUGUUCGUGGGCAACAAGUUCCUUUCACUGUACAGUAGUCGACAAGCUCAGGAGUUGUCUCCUGCAGAUAUGCUGUUCCUGAACAUAUUUUGUCAGACGUUGGAUCGUGGCGAGCAUUCGAAACGCAUCGAAUCACACGUAGUUUUUCUCCAGGGAUGCUCCAACCAGACUACGUCCGGCUGUAUUCCACACAUUGUACAUGUUUGCAAGCUGUUUGAUGAUGUAUUUCUGGUUCUGCUGAUCGAACACGGAAAUAUCGUUCUAUCGGGAAACCUUUACGAUGUCUUUUUCGCACUACAUAAGCUUCAAAACAUUCACAUGCAAAUGGAUGUCGAAAAUCUACGAUCAGCAUUCGACAGUUUUGAAAUGUACGUGAAACAUACGACGGACUCACUGCGCAAGAUCAAGCACAACUGUCCAGAAGCGGACGAAGCCGUUCGUGUUUUCGGCUUGAAAUGGGAUAACCUCCGAAAGCGGUACUCGGAAUACUUCAAAGCAUCAGACAGUGCCCUGUUGGUAAAAAUCGAAAGUAAUAUGCCCAUGUUUGUGGAAGCCGUGAAAGAACUGUUCAAGUUGCUCUGCGCCGAGUGUAGCACUUUGGAACACGGAUUGCAACGGGUGUCCGAUAUAGCCGAUUCGGUGGAGGAAAAACUCACGGAGGUGUUCAACUUCCUGCAGGUCAAAUCGCAGAAGAAUUUCUGCAUGGGAACGUAUUUGGAAGACUUUCCAGGGUUGGUGCAUUUUAUACACAUCGACAGGAAUAAUGGUCGGAUCGUGGCUCCAGGAUUGGAUUUAGAAGAUUCCACAAACGUUUUGAAGGAGAGGAUUUGGUCCAUGGUGGAGCUUUCGCGAACCUAUCUCCACAAAGGUCACAUGUCGAUGAUCUGGAAGGACGUUACGUUCAGCUACGGGUACUUUCUUUGGUUCGAGGACGCCAACGGGACGGCGCUGAAGCCGAAAGAGUUUCCGGACUUUUCUACAAUCUCGACGAAACCGCAGCUUAUCGCGGGGAUACUGUCGGGGGACUACUAUCAACGCUUGAUAGAGACAUGCUUUCCAAGGACUGCGCCGAGUAAAAUUCGCUGCUAUGAGCUGUUCUGCGUACAUCUGGGGCUGGUUACGUCAACGAAUGUGCUGGAGCACUGCAGGCGACUGGCGGUAACAAUUACCGACCUUACAGGCAAUCCAACCGACAUCACAUGCUGUUGUACUGCACCAAAUUCGCCAGCUGUUGCCCAUUGUGACCAUAAUGCAAACACAUUAAAGCAAAUAGACGCUCCACACAAAUAAGUAACAGUAGACUUCCAGUAGAGGAAUAAUUCCUGAAACUAGCCAGGGCAUAUCAGUUUCCCUGAGGUAUCGGUAGCUAACGUUUAUUUGACUGUGUCAUACGUACAUUCCAUUUGAUUUCGUUAAAAAAUUUGUUCUGGAUAUCAACAGAGUGAUUUGUUAAACCUAGUUUAGCCUUAGUUUUAGUUUCAUUCUAAAAGUACUUAAAUCCCGUUGUGAAUGAUUUAUAAGUCAUAUAAAUAUGGUUUAUGAAAUGUUGUAUUUGUGAAUGUGAUAUUUUCUUCCAGUAAUAAAUUGUUUUGGAAUAAACAGA